Molecule: messenger RNA, 2409 nt
Organism: Cuscuta campestris
Lineage: Eukaryota; Viridiplantae; Streptophyta; Magnoliopsida; Solanales; Convolvulaceae
Source: the annotation of a GenBank genome assembly
CAGCACAACAAUUAGGUUUAGCGAAUAUUUCUUUGCAUUAUGGAUCUCAUGAAAAAAUACCCUUUUUUUGCUACGGAAGAUGUGGAGGAGUUUGUAAAUCGGUACCCUUAUGCUACAAAAGGAGAUAUGGUGAAGCUUUUCCUCACUGCUGGCCCAGGCUUAAAGAUGAACUACCGCACUCGUGACAAUCUCAGCUACCUGGAUGACUUUGCUCAAUAUAUCAAUAUCAUACGAAAAACCGAAAAAGAAAAAGGCAGAGAACAUGUUGAAGCUUUGCCUUUACUUCAUGUGCAUUCUGUACAUGUACAACCAAAAGGAGAUGUAGAAAGUGGAUCACUCCCUGUAUAUGGAAAGAUUCGGGUUAAGUAUGUAGAUGUCAUUAGUGACGAACCCUUGCACCUUGAUGUUUACAACCGAAGUGCCGAGGAUCCCGACUACAUAAGCCCAAGUGGUGGUUAUUUAACUCUUGGUUGGCGUAAUCCUUUCCUUACUUAUUCUAGUUUGUGGAUGGCAUUGUACGGAACAACAAUAGAAGUGGAUCUCUAUCUCAAAAAUGGGGGUAAGAGCAUUUCGUUUGCUCGAGAAAUUUUUUUGGUGGGGAGUGCAACCGAAGGCGAUGUUGAAGAAUUGAAAUCAAAAGAAUUCCGUAAUAGACUUUGCUCCGCUACCUUGAGUUAUAUUAAAAUGCCAUUUGGUGCCCUUUGCAAGGUGAAUGUUCGAUUCUCUAGCAGAGAUGAGGGCCUAGUUGUUGAUGUUGUUGGAAAGAUUGUUGCACGAUAUAAGAACACUUGUGGAAACUAUAACUCAGAACCGUGCGUUCUUUUUGAGAAGCUGAAUGGCUCUGAACCAGUAAAAAUGAAGGAAAACAUGUGUAUGUCGAGAACAUGGUUGGGGUUGCCUGCAUAUUCGUCACUUGAAGUUGAUCUGGAUUUGACAGACUUCAACACAGGAAAAAAACUUGUCAACAAAAAAGUAGAAGUGUUCAACGGGAAUGGUGAUUAUGCAAUGAAAGGUGCAGUGGAUGUGGGUGAUUUUGCGGUUUUUGUGGAUGCAGGACUGUUUUCGUGCCCACAUAUGGGCAAUGCGUGGAGUGAUGGGGAACAAUAUGGGUCUUAUAUCACAUCGUUAUCAUCCAACAAUGGCAACCCUAGGUGCGAUGAUCAAGACCGAGAAAGUAUACUGAGACCAUCAUGUUUAGCCCAAUUCUUUUCAAUCUUCAUCGGCCGUAAAAAAAUGGGGGCGACACUGAACAUUUUUGGCACAGUUGAAUUCUCUUCUGAUGAUAACACUCACUACCUGUUUAAGAGGACAAGUAAUGAUAGUGUGCAAGUAGAAGAUUCACAGAAAGUUUUACCAUUGGGAGAUGUGUGUAUGAGUUUUCAGAAGAAAAGCAUUCUUGAAUUGAAGGUUGAUCUAAAAGAUGUUGGUGGGAAAUUUCAGAGUAGAGGUUUUGCUACUUAUGACCUUGGAGAAUAUAAACCUGAUAUAUCCUAUAACAGCCAAAUCUGGUCUGUUUUCCCGGGCAAAGAUGGGUUUUGUGCGUUGCAUUACUCCAUGUUCUCAACAGCUUGUCUUGCAAAGAUUGAGAUCACUUUAAAAGUUAAAAGUGCUCAUUCCGGGGUUUACAAGAUCUAUGGAAGUGCAAUUGCGCAAUAUAGUGACUUUGACUACUCAACUAAGUUCAAAGAAGAUUAUUUUCGGAGCGUGCUUUUCAAAAGGACUGAGAAGGAUCCAAUACGAUUAAAGGACAAUGGGAGAGUACCACUUUCUCAAUGUGCAGUUGCGGUGCCAAUGGAUUCGUCCCUCAUUAUUGCAGUAGAUUUUAGGGACACGUCUUUGACAGAUCAUUUCUUAUGCAAGGAAGAGUUCAGUAUUGGAUGUUGCUCCUUUAGCACAAAGGUAAAUGAGCAUGAACUUGACAUCAAGUUGACUUGGAGUGAUGGAUUGCACGAUGGGGGCAGGGAUUCCGAUUUAGACAUGGAUUGCAGGAUGGGUGGAGAGAAUAAGGCAACGACAAGCAUCAACGAAAACCAACAUGAUCACUGCAAUGGCGGGAGUGAUUUAGACGAAGGCGAGGAUUGCAGGAUGGGUGGAGUGAGUCAGGCAAAGACAAAGUAGCUCAUUCUUUAAUUGUACUACAUUAUAUAAAUGCACAUGCAAAAGGAAGCCUAACAUGAGUAUAGCCAUAAAAUAACACUGAGUAACAUAAAAAAAGAGGUAAUGGCUUUUUCUGUCUGGUGGAGUGAUUCUUGGGCUGCUACUGAACUUUUGAGGAUCUUCUCUUGUUGCUAACUCUUUUUAUUUGCGUUUUCAAGCCUCAAGCGGAAACAACCUGAUCCGAACUAUGGGCGGACCGAAUUAGACGAAGACGAGUGUGUAAGUCUGAUUCAAACGUAGACUUCUUGAUGG